GUUGGAACGCUUGGAACGCAUAAAUGUGAAAGGAAAUUUCCGAGAAAACGUCCUUUCACAGGGAUGCAAGGAACUAAGACUAUUAAAAAUGGCCGCCGUCAACAAGACGAUGCAGAGGUUUCGGCGAGUCUUUUCAGGGAAACACCCAGCAGUUAUUGCGAUGGUUCACGUUAAAGCAUUGCCAGGUACUCCAGGGCAUCAAAAUGAAAGCAUGAAAGGCAUUAUUCAGCAGGCUUGUGAAGAGGCCAAGAUCUACAAAGAAAAUUGUGUUGAUGGUAUUCUGAUUGAAAAUAUGCAUGAUAUCCCUUAUGUCAACAAAAGUGUUGGGCCAGAGAUUGUAGCAGGGAUGGCUGCAGUGUGUUCUGCAGUGAAAAGUGAAGUUGGUAGCAUACCCUGCGGCACACAGAUAUUAGCUGGUUGUAAUGCUCAGGCUAUUGGUGUUGCAAAAGCAUGCGAUUUGGAUUUUAUUAGAGCAGAGGGUUUUGUUUUUAGUCAUGUUGCAGAUGAAGGCAUAAUGAAUGCAGAUGCUGGUGACCUUUUGAGAUAUAGAAAGCUUGUAAAUGCAGAAAAUGUUCUUGUGUUUACUGACAUUAAGAAAAAACAUAGUUCGCAUGCCAUAACAAAGGAUCUGAGCGUAGCUGAAGUGGCACAAGCAGCAGAGUUCUUCCUUAGCGACGGUGCAAUUCUAACUGGUUCACAUACAGGUGAUCCUGCCAAUUCACAAGACAUAACGGUUUUAAAAAACAACAAAGUUGGAAUUCCCAUUUUAAUCGGAUCGGGGGUAGAUGAGGAGAAUCUUUCAAAUUUUAUGUCAGCCGAUGGACUUAUUAUUGGAUCUCACUUUAAGAUAGAUGGUCACUGGAAAAAUACUGUUGAUCCUAGACGUGUAUUCUCAUUCAUGAAUAAGUUUUCAGCUCUAAAGAGAUCAUCAAUAUAGAAAUAUUUUAGCCUUUGGUUCUGCCUCACUCCGGCAUAUUUCCUCUUUUACUUCCUUUGCUGUUUCUGGCUACAUUUUUAUCACUUCAUUUGGAGUUGCGUUCUACCUUUUCUGUUUUGGUUUAUGUAAAGAGUUAAGAGAUGUUUAAUUUCAGGUACCUGACAAUACACAUUCGAACGUAAUUGCAGAAGGUUCCUUUUCUCCAAUUCAUUUCAUUACAUAUAUGGAUCUAUGAGGACCGUGUAACAAAUAAAAUCUAAAGUCUUAAGCAAAAUAAAUCACCACCCUGUUAAUAGGAGGCUUGCAUAUGCAUGUGUAUUCUCUUCCAUUCUGGGAAUGGGUCACUGCAUUAGGUUAAAUUGGACGAAUCAGAACCAGAAUUGCAAAUAACUCUUAAUGCAAGCAAGAGCUGUCUUCCCUGAUAAACAAAUAUGUUUCGUGUUGAACAGUGGUGCCGUGGAGGGAGGGCUGGUUGGACAAAUUCUGUGUUGGCAACUCUUUAUUAUACUAUAGAUUUCCUAUGAAUGGGCAAUUUCUUAUAUGGCCUUCGUACUUAGUGACAUUUACCUAUUUGCUUUAGGUAUCAUACCAUGCAGCUGAAGUCCUAUAAAGAGAUAUAUGGUGAGGGAAAGCGUUUCCUGUGGGUUGUUUAAGUAGAAAUUUUCAAGUACCAUGCUAACCUUUUGUUUACUUUUUUGUUGAGUGCCAACCAUGUCUUGUCAUUCGCGUGGUGAUUUAUAAUGAAAACCAGUACGUAGGACUCUAAGGCCCUCUAUUCUCUAUCACUAGCUGGCAGACCAGCCGUGUCCUUAUCUUGAAUAAAAGUUUGUUUAAGCGCUAUUCAGUUGAAAAUAUAUCCCUUGUUUGUGCUAAGCCCCUUUGGGAUUCCAAGAACAACAUCGAACAGCUGUCUCAAAACAACAACGAUCAGCAGUUGAAAAUGUUUUCCCAGCAGCCAACUUCUUUGACGAGAAAAGAUAAACACUAGGAAUUUGAAUAUUUCGUAGCUGCUCUUGUCCGAACUUGCCCAGUUCAAACUCCUCGUCUUUGUGCGAAAGAUUGCGCUAACAUUUUCCUAGCGAGAUAAGCGGUAAAUUCCUACAGCGUAUGCGCGAACAGUUCUGUUUAGAUUAAAAUUCCUUCGCAAACACCGCACAGUUUUUUGAGUCCUCAGUUUGGAAACUCUUUUGAAAAGGUGAAAAGGCUGUGGCGAGGGAUUACAAUAUAAUAAUAUGGUCUUUAUACCGCUUUCGUCAGACUUUUUCCUACCGGCAAAUUACACAGUGUGUAAAAGAAAGAACAUAAGCUCCGACAAAUGUUGCAAAAGUGGGGGGGGGGGCAUGCCCCGGCCCCUUCGCUGGAGGCCCUGAUAACUUUCAAGAAAACCUGAAACAGAUUUUAUCAGAGGAAAACACUUGAUUGUUGAAAAUUCAAUUAAAACAAUUUUUAUGGUUUUCAAAAUUUUUACAUUUUUACAUUUAUUUUCCGGUAAAAACUUCAUACCAUAAAUAAAUGAUAAAUACAGUUUACAUAUGGUACAACAAUUCACAGCUUAAAAUGCAUAUAAAAUGAACAAACAGCAUUCAAAACCACCAUCGAUUGCUAUGUUAAAAACCUAGCAUUUCAAAUAAAAACAACAAGUAUACCACAUGAUUAUUCUAUCAAUAACACUAUUGGUGACGAUGCAAACUUCUAUUUUUAAUGUAAAUAAUUUUUUUUUAAUUUGUUUAUAUGUUCACGUUUCCAGACGCUUGUCACUAAAACAGAUCGGCCUACCCAUGCAACCAAAGAAACUAUUAAUAUUUCAUGAAACUUCAUUCAUAUUAACGACCACUUUAAAAAACAUAAGCACGAGUUUGAAUCCCAUUUAAUAUGAUUACAUGAUUAAUUUUCUUCAUCAUGCCGCACGCUUCCCAACCAUUCCUACAUGUUUUCCGUCUUUACGAUUCAACUUUUUAUAAUGGCGACCGUGAAGAGCGCGUUGAUGCGUGUGAUUUGAUCUUUUACUACCUUUUCUCGACUUGGUAUAUGCCAGAGAAUUCCCAUAAUUGCAUCCUAAGCUCUUCAGCGGACCUCUAUCCUUUUGCGAUUGGCAAAGAAAGACUUUGCCCUGCGCAACAUGACGGGCCGCCCCAUUUUGCUUUGCAACUACGCUGGAGCCAUCAGCUGGCUGCUCGGGGGAAGGCCCUUUAUCGGCAGAGCGCGGUCCGUAAACAGACAUACUUGGAUGUUCUAUGAGCAAAUUUUCGAGAGAAUCUGAAGAAUCCUUUCCUUGCUUCUUAGAUUUGCCACUGAAGCACGAUGGAGGUGUAACUAGCCAGCUUUCUUCCAUAUUAGUCGCCAUUUUAACGGUUUUGUUUUUGUCGUCAUUGUUAAGGUCAUUGGUUUCCCCUGAGAGAAAAAUUUUUUCAUUUGUUGUGGUACUCUAACUGAGCAAAAAGAUAUUGCCUUAAAAAUGAAAUAAAGCUUCACCUGCUUGGUAGAAAUGAAUACAUUUUAAAAUUAACAACUAUAAACAUCCAAGGAGUUGUACUAACUUGAGCAUAUGUAGCGUAUUAAUUUCGCAAUCUAUAAAUGAUCAACAAAAACAACGACUUUGUUUUCUAGAUUUGGUUUUGUCCAUCAAACCUUUUUCUCAAGAAAACUGCUGCAAACCAAAUAAAAGCAUAAAUGCUAAAUGAGAGCUGCUACAAUAAUUUAAAAGUUCUUGUGUAAUAUAGGCUAAACAUAUAAAUCUAAAUACCAAAAACUUUCUGCGUGUGGGCCUAUUCAAAGAUGGCGAAGGCAUUGUUGCAUCAUCGCAAAUAGACGCCGUUGGCAACUCGAAAAGAAAGAGGGCGUUGAUCUCGGUCCCAAGAAGCAGCACAGUAAACAAAAUUGCAAAAAACUGACCUUGUCGGGUUAUUCGGUCUACAAAGAUCCAUUCCUUAUCUUCGUCCUCAAUUUCAUUAAGCCCCUCGAAAUUGGGCUGCAGGUUGUCUUCCCCGAAAAAAUAUGCUGAAAUUGCAGAAAACAUCUUCUCAGACACCACGUACCGAUUUUUUCUCACCUAAAAGAAAGAACAAUUAGGCAAACUUUAAUUCUGUGUAAUUAGAAUGGGAAAGAAUUGAAUCGAGAUGUACAGUUUGUUCCUACUAGAAUAACAUUGAAAUCGACAGUCUACUAUUCGACAGUUCGAUAAAAGUCUACUAAAAAUAAUGGCAAAUCGAUAAAAGUCCACUUCAAAAUUGCAAGGAGACAAACAAUAUUGAAUUCCUUCUCUGCAGCUCAAAAACUCAUCCAAUUUUCAAGUGCCGGUAGAUUUAAAGAAAAACAUUGAACAUUACAACUAUUCAAAUUAUGUGUACGGAAAACUUGAGGAACAUGCCAAAGUUUGCAAACUUACCUUUCCUUCACUAAAACCAUUUGAUAAACAAGUUUAAAAUGAAAUCGCGUAAAACACUAAGGUAUAACACUCAAUCUUCUCUUCGCGUAUUUAACAGGUCUUCAGUUUCUUUGACAGCUUAAGUCUUCUAAAAA
Messenger RNA from Rhopilema esculentum, 4456 nucleotides. RefSeq lists its product as uncharacterized. The record is from RefSeq and is a predicted model, not a curated record. Lineage: Eukaryota; Metazoa; Cnidaria; Scyphozoa; Rhizostomeae; Rhizostomatidae.